AUGAGUUUACACCAGCUCAACUCGCUGAUGCUGGAUGGAUUUGAAAUCCCUAGUAUAGAAUCCUUUAACAGUCUUUGCUCAAGUUGCCCACUUUCAGAAUUGAGAAUCAUACGUUGUGAUACAUGGAAGACUGAUUUGAAUCAUCUCACUAUUGAUUCUCUUUACCUACAAACCCUUGAGCUAAAUUAUGUUGCGGUGCCUGCUGGAUCAAUUAUCAAGUUAAAUGCUCCGAAUAUCACGUCCUUCUUUUGCAAAGAUGAAAUGUCACAAGAGUAUUCUUUAAGGAACCUUUCUUCAUUAGUCACUGCUGAUAUUACUAUGUCUUUAGUAAGAAAUGAAAAAGAGGAAAGUGCAAAUUCAUACUUGCGGUUGUCUGAAGAACAAAGUGGCAUUUAUGGUAAACGUAUGAUGGAGUUUCUUGGAGCGAUUGAUAACGUGAAAGAUCUACAAUUAUCAUCUGGAUUCCUGGAGCUUCUCUCAAAGGCACCUGACCUAUUGGACUGCCAGCUCCCUGAAUUCUCUAAUCUACAAUACUUGAAGCUGAAAGUGUGGUUUACAAGAGGCUGUAUGCAAACAACUUACUUACUCAAGAUAUCCCCAAAUUUAAAAUCCAUACUCCUUGCAUCGAAAGAGUCAGGUUUACCAGACAUUGAGGAGAAUUGGGAAGCGACGUCGUCAUUGCCAUGCGUGCUAUCUAAGUUCAGGUAUGUUGAGAUAACAGAGGUCGAAGGAUGUGAUAACGAGCUCAAGCUUUUGGGUUUUUUAUUGCAAAGUGCCAAUGUUUUGGAGGAAGUAGCUCUGUUUAUUCGCUAUACUGUUGGCUCCCCCGAGCGAGUAAAACAAGUGAAGCGAUUUAGGGACCAGCUAAGAGCACUUCCAAGAGCUUCUUCAAGUGUUAAUAUAAUGUUCUUUUAG
Messenger RNA from Papaver somniferum (opium poppy), 915 nucleotides. RefSeq names its product F-box/LRR-repeat protein At2g42720-like. The coding region runs from base 1 to 915 and encodes 304 amino acids. The record is from RefSeq and is a predicted model, not a curated record. Lineage: Eukaryota; Viridiplantae; Streptophyta; Magnoliopsida; Ranunculales; Papaveraceae. The transcript has 3 exons.